Messenger RNA from Ostreococcus tauri, 750 nucleotides. RefSeq names its product unnamed product. The transcript has a single exon. The record is from RefSeq and is a predicted model, not a curated record. The coding region runs from base 1 to 750 and encodes 249 amino acids. Lineage: Eukaryota; Viridiplantae; Chlorophyta; Mamiellophyceae; Mamiellales; Bathycoccaceae.
AUGAGAAACCGCCCGUCGACGCGCGACGGCGGCGACGCUUGGGAUGACGACGCGCUCGUGCGCGCGUACAAUGACGCAAUCGCGCGACACGGUGGGGCGCCAUCGAGCGCGGACGAGCGGCAAAGGGAGGAGAGUCGGCGCGGGGCGAGCGCGGCGGAGCGGCGCGAGGACGACGCGCGCGGCGUGGACGGCGCGACGGUGCCCGCGUUCGAUCCGAGAUCUUUCGAACCGCGAGCGAGGCGCGUGGGAUCACCGUCGUCGUCGCCGGUGCGACCGCCGCCGCCGUAUUACUACGCAGAGACGUCUUACGGAGGGGACGCGUACGGUCGGCGUCCUUCGUACCCGCCGCCGCCGCCGCCGCCGCCGCGAGGAUACGACCCUUACGACGCGUACGGAGGAUACUACGCGAGAGGGGACGAUUGGUACGGGCACUUCGAGGACGAUUUUGCGGCGUUUUCGCCGUUUAGACGCGGUAGAGGACCGCCGCCGCCGGCGCGAGGACCGCCGCCGCCGAGCGAACGCUCGCCGCGGUAUCAUCGUUCACCACCAACCGCGCGAUCGCCGAUGGGUCCGCCGCAGAUUCCGCCAGACAUGACCGACUCGGCGUACGACACCGCGCGCUCGUACGCGGACGAUGGGUACGAUCCUGACGAGCUCGCUAAUUUACUCUUGGCGUGGUACUACGCGGGGUACUACACCGGUUCGUUUUCGCGCGCGCCCCAUGCGGGAGCCGACGAACCACGGCGGUGA